This is a messenger RNA of Priceomyces carsonii, 117 nucleotides long. RefSeq lists its product as uncharacterized. The transcript has a single exon. The record is from RefSeq and is a predicted model, not a curated record. Bases 1 to 117 code for a protein of 38 amino acids. Lineage: Eukaryota; Fungi; Ascomycota; Pichiomycetes; Serinales; Debaryomycetaceae.
AUGGGAAAAGGUCUGAAAGAUCAAAAAAAAAAAAAUUGCUCCACGGCAGGUUCGAACUGUCGACCUUCAGAUAACACAGCGCAAACUAUGAGACUGACGCUCUGCCUACUGAGCUAG